Messenger RNA from Struthio camelus australis, 1654 nucleotides. Lineage: Eukaryota; Metazoa; Chordata; Aves; Struthioniformes; Struthionidae. The record is from RefSeq and is a predicted model, not a curated record.
AUGCCCACGCUGGGGGCGGCGAGCGCCCAGCAAGAGGUGCGAAUCAGACCCGCCGGUCUCUGCUCACCAAAGGUGCUGCACGCGGUGUUCUUCUUCGGAAAAGUGCACAGGAUCCCGGUAGCCCCCUCGGAGUUCCUAGAGCCGAGCCUCUGCACGGCGCUGCAGGCGCGCUUCCCCAGACCGUUUGACCAGUGCGGCACCCACCUCCCCAGCAUGACGCCGUACUCCAUCCUGCUGGAGUUCGGCACAAAAGAAGCAGGCUGCAGCACCAAAGAGAAGAUGGAGGCCUUCUUGAUAAAAUUUAAUGAAGCUCUGCAAAAAGCCAUGGAGGAUGGAACACCUGCUCUGAAGCCCUCUGAAUUCACUUUCAGAGCUGCAGUUGUGGCUCACAGCUUCUACAGUGAUGUCCAGGAAGGAACAGGUUCCCCUCUCUUCUUUGGAGCAUCCCUCUCAUGCAAGGGGAGGGUGGAGAGGGAGAUCAUGAUUAGCGUGUCGUGCAUGAGAACAUGGCACAAGGCAGUGGCCUUUGCGGUGUAUAAUGCAAAGUAUGGGCUGGCCGUUGUUUUCCCUGACGGAGUGCAGAGCCGGGCUUUCUGGUACCAUAAAGGAGAAUUCAAGGAAAAACAACCCUGUCUGAUUUGCAACAAGAUGUUCCAAAAUGUGGACUUUCGGCCACCCCUAGAUGAUGCCAAGAAGCCCCUGUGGCCACACGGGAACUGCGCUGAGAACGAGAGCUUGAGCAACCUGCUGUUGGGCGUCCAGGGGCUGCAGGAAAGAGUUGUCUCAACACAUGCGUCCCUGACGCCAAACACAUACAUGUCCAUUGAGCAAAAUUUUACAGCCUUCAUGGAGGAAGAUUUUAGAAAUCGGCUCAUUCAGUUGCUUCAAGAAAGCAAUUUUCCUCACCAUUCUCUCCAGUUUUUUGAGCAUGAGUGAGUGCUGAGAAGCAGCCGCAGACUGGCACUUGCUGCAGCUCCUGAGACCUCCCGGGUUAGGGCAUUGCUGCAGCAGAGCCUGCUCAAGCCUGUGACAACUCCCUCCUGCCCCAGUCUUUCCACACACUGCCCAUGGUCACCCCAGCACGCUUUGGCUGGCACAAGGCAUGGGGGCAAAAGCAGCCAGCAGGAGACCUGCACACAGAGCAGCACACAACUGUGCAGACGCUCAGUCUUCAAGCCAGGAGCUGUGUAACCACCUCACCACCGCACUUCCCCCCAUCCUGCCACCCUCUGCAAGGCACAGCAGGACACAGGAGCCGCGGAGGCCUGGAAGCACCACGGCUUGUGCUUCUGUGAGUGCCGGGCUGCUGGCGCUUGCCCCACUGCCUACAAGCACUGCGACCACCUCUCCUGUUCCACAGGGCCCCAGUGCAGCUCUAGAGAACACACAGGCAGCCCCUCUCCCCUCCUUGCCUGUAUGCUGCUUCCAAGCUUGGGCUACGAGCUCACGUGAACGGGCUCUCUGGACACGGAAAGAGGCGAGGCGAGGGCAGCUGAACGUACAGAGCCUUCAAAUUGUCACCAGCACGAGGGAGCACAGUUCCCACGUCCCUGCGAGCAGUGCCGUGCUGGGGAUACCCCUUUGCCACUUGUUGCACUCCAGUACAUGGGAUUCCUGUUGCUUUUAAUCUAUGUAAAUAAACAACAUGUUUACA